This is a messenger RNA of Ceratosolen solmsi marchali, 1392 nucleotides long. Its product is annotated as Major Facilitator Superfamily Transporter 12. Gene Ontology annotation, biological process: transmembrane transport; monoatomic anion transport. The transcript is spliced from 6 exons. The record is from RefSeq and is a predicted model, not a curated record. Gene Ontology annotation, cellular component: membrane. Lineage: Eukaryota; Metazoa; Arthropoda; Insecta; Hymenoptera; Agaonidae. The coding region runs from base 1 to 1392 and encodes 463 amino acids. Gene Ontology annotation, molecular function: transmembrane transporter activity.
AUGUGCCUGGGUAUGAUGAUAGCAUAUGGACUUCGAGUGAUGUUAUCGGUGGCAAUUGUUGCUAUGACUAAACCUGAAACUGCAAAUAAAGAUUUUAAGGCCUACAAGUGGAAUCCUUCCGAGCAGUCACUCGUCCUCAGCUCCUUCUUCUGGGGCUACAUAGUGACGCAGGUGCCGAGCGGCUAUCUCGCGACCAUCUGGAGUGCUCAGAAGCUCCUUUCCGCGGGUCUCCUGGUCUGCGGGUUCCUAAGCAUCGCUGUACCGCUGCUCGUGGACGUCGGCGGCUGGCAGAUUGUCUGCGCCUGUAGAGUCGGGAUGGGUCUGAGUCAGGGUUGCGUCUUACCCGGGAUUCAGACGCUGCUCGCGAGGUGGGUUCCGCCCUCGGAAAGAGCACGAUUAGGAACGUUCGCAUAUGCGGGUGGCCAAUUGGGCACGGUGCUGACCAUGCCAAUUUCCGGCCAAUUGGCAGCCUCGAGUCUUGGCUGGCCAAGUAUCUUCUAUUUCUUUGGAUUACUGGGGAUCGGCUGGGCUGCUCUUUUCUAUAGCCUCGGCUGCGACGAACCCGCCGUUCAUUCGAGGAUAAGCGAUGCCGAGAAAUACUAUAUCGACAAAAGCCUCGGCAACUUGGCUGGUGAUCAUCGAAAGCCUACUCCGUGGAGGCAUAUCUUCUCGUCAAUACCAAUGUGGGCAUUAAUUAUCGUACAUUGCGGACAAAAUUGGGGAUUUUGGAUGCUCUUGACAGAAAUUCCCACUUAUAUGAGCGAAAUUGUGGAAUUUAGUAUAAAGGAGAAUGGCAUGAUUUCGGCACUGCCUUACCUUGCGAUGUGGCUACUUAGUUUUCCAGUAAGUUGGUUAUCGGAUUACACGCUACAUCAUGGCGUCUCCCAUGGUGUUAUACGCAAAGCUUCUAACACCAUAGCACAUUGGGGCCCAGCUCUUGCUUUAAUAGCUCUUUGCUUUGUCAAUGUGGAACACAAGAGCGUACCGGUAAUUCUCCUGAUCGUUGCUGUUGGUCUUAAUGCUGGAUCACUCUGCGGCUUUCAGAUCAAUCAUAUUGAUCUGAGUCCAAAUUUUGCUGGCACGAUGAUGUCGAUCACGAAUUGUAUAGCGGCAAUAAUAGCGAUCAUUGCACCAAUUAUUUGUGGAUGGAUCGUUACGAAUCAGAAAGAUAUUAAUCAAUGGCAUAUAGUCUUCUACAUUUCAGCUUUAAUCUACUUUGUCGGUAACCUAAUUUUUAUAAUUUUUGGGAGCGGUGAAGUACAGUGGUGGAACGAUCCAUCAGCAAUGAAAAAUGAAUAUGGCAAAUGGUCUUAUAAAAUUUCGACGGUAUCGACAUUUCAUAAUCCAGCAUCUGUAAUUCCAAGAUAUUAUAAAUCGUGUGAAACGUCUUGA